Messenger RNA from Orbilia oligospora ATCC 24927, 3699 nucleotides. RefSeq lists its product as uncharacterized. Gene Ontology annotation, biological process: carbohydrate metabolic process. The coding region runs from base 1 to 3699 and encodes 1232 amino acids. The transcript has a single exon. Gene Ontology annotation, molecular function: chitin binding; hydrolase activity, hydrolyzing O-glycosyl compounds. Lineage: Eukaryota; Fungi; Ascomycota; Orbiliomycetes; Orbiliales; Orbiliaceae. The record is from RefSeq and is a predicted model, not a curated record.
AUGCCUUCUAUAGGGCGCCUUGCGCUCUAUCAAGCUGCGUUCUUCGUAGUAGCCGCCCUAAAAGCUGCAGCUGAAGAAACAUUUAUCUCUGCUCUUGAGGCAUGUCCACAACUGUGUUCAGAGGUUGGUAACAAACCUGCCGACUGGACAGUUUAUGAUAGUGUGGAGCGCUUGAACUCUUGUAAUCAACCUCUCUUACUCGACUUUGCUAUCUUCAAUCCCCUUGAUAGCCCAGACACCACCGUCAGAAUCGGCGCCUGUACUAUUGAUAACAGUCAAAACGCCAAACGCCAAGAAAUUGUCGUGAAUACCUGUCAAGAAAACGGCCAGACAGAAGCUGCCGUUUCCCUCGCAUCUUCUGGUACUAGAGACUCUGGUAAAUCCCGCGAUGUCAUCACGGCCGCAAAGCAAGUUCAAAACUUUCUCAAGACGACCGAAAACUGUGGAACUGUCAUCAAUUUUGGUUACUCGAAUAAAACCGUAGUCGGCUUGUAUGUUGGCGGAAACGUUCAAAACAAGGUUGCUGCAGAUGCUUUUGUCCAAAAGUUCAUUGACCAGAUUCAAUCCGGUGGUAUUGCCGAGACGACUCUCGCCCAAUACUGCGGCCCUGAUUCCGAUUAUGUGCUCGGUAUAGUUGUGAACACUAAAGGAGACCUCGCCAACGUCCAGCGUGUUGUUAGAAGCUGGAGUGACUCUGCAUGUGUAACUGGUUUAGAACGAGAAACAAAAGAAUGGACCAAGUUGAAACUAAAAGUUGCUAAUUCAGCAAUUCUCGCAGCCAACAAGGGCGUCUCCCCUGCGAAAAACUACAGGGCCAAGAGCAAUUGGCAAAAAUAUAAACUCGGGCCCAGAGCAACCUGCAGCUACAUCAAAGUCGUUUCUGGUGACUCCUGCGCAACAUUAGCUUCAAAAUGCAAAAUUACCGGAGCAAAGUUCAUGUCGUAUAACACCAAAGCCAAUCUUUGCUCCACUCUCGCUGUCGGGCAGCCGGUGUGCUGUAAUUCGGGCACUUUACCCGAUCUCAGGCCAAAGCCACUUGCCGACGGUACUUGUGCAUCGGUUGUCGUAAAGUCGGGUAACUACUGUGCAGCUAUAGCAGCUUCCAAUGGCCUCACUGUUGCCAACCUUGAAACUUUUAACAAACAGACGUGGGGUUGGACAGGAUGCAAUAAUCUUCUGGCAGGCAUCAGGAUGUGCCUCAGCACUGGAAAUCCACCCAUGCCCGCAGCUGUUUCUAACGCACUUUGCGGACCCCAAGUUCCGGGCUCGAAGCCCCCUGCCGCAGGAAAAACACUCGCCUCCCUCAAUCCUUGCAAGUUAAACGCCUGUUGCAAUAUCUGGGGCCAAUGUGGUACUACCUCCGACUUCUGCACCAUUUCGAAGUCGCCUACUGGUGCCCCGGGUACGUCGGCUCCUGGAGUAAACGGAUGUAUCUCAAACUGCGGAACCGAUGUUAUCAAAGCUGCUAAGCCAGCCAACUUCUUCUCUAUUGCAUAUUACGAAGCCUGGGCCCCCAAGAGACCUUGUCUCCAGAUGCCAGUCGACCUCAUCGACAAGAGCAAAUACACUCACAUUCAUUACGCCUUCGCAGAAAUCACCACAGACUUCAAGGUUGACAUUUCUGGUGUUCAAGGGGAAUGGGAUCGUUUUAAGAAAAUGACUGGUAUCAAAAAGAUCAUAUCCUUCGGUGGUUGGUCCUUCUCGACCGAACAAGACUCUUAUCCCAUCUUCCGGGAAGCUGUCACAGACGCUCACCGUCAAACAUUUGCGACCAAUGCUGUGAACUUCCUCAAACAGCACAAUCUCGAUGGACUCGACUUCGAUUGGGAGUAUCCUGGUGCACCAGAUAUUCCUGGAAUUCCACCAGGUGGAAAGAACGAUGGUGCUAACUACUUGAAGUUCCUCAAAAUGGUCCGUGCUAUUCUACCUGCCGGAAAAACACUGUCAAUUGCGGUCCCAGCAUCAUUCUGGUAUCUACAAGGCUUCCAUCCCCUCAAGGACUUUGCACCAGUAUUGGAUUAUGUCAUUUAUAUGACAUACGAUCUUCAUGGUCAGUGGGACUACGGUAAUAAGUGGUCCUCUCCGGGAUGCCCUGCCGGUAACUGUCUUCGCUCUCAUGUCAAUACUACAGAAACUUUAAACGCUCUAUCCAUGAUUACCAAAGCUGGUAUUCCGUCUAACAAAGUUAUCGUCGGCGUCUCCAGUUACGGUCGAUCCUUCAAGAUGACUAAAGCUGGAUGCACAGGUCCAAUGUGCACCUUCACUGGACCAGCAUCAGGCGCAAUGCCAGGGCGAUGUACGGGAACUCGGGGUUACAUUUCAAAUGCUGAAAUCGGCGAAAUUCUUCGCCUGAACCCGAGCGCCAAAAAGCUUUACGAUACGGAGUCGACGUCAGAUAUUGUCGUCUUUAAUAAUACCGAAUGGGUCGCAUACAUGGAUGACAAGAACAAGGCUGGCAGAACAAGCUGGUAUAGAUCGUCUUUGAACAUGGGUGGUAUCACUGAUUGGGCUGUUGACUUACAAGCUUUCGUCAGUCGCCCACCGGUUCCGACAACUACACCGAAACCAACGACGACCACUACAAAAUCAACAACCACCACUACAAAACCACCUGCGACGCCUACCCUUGCGCCUUGCGAUAAGAAUUACAAUACUUUAGAUGAGAUCAAUAACGACAAGAACAAUAUACCCGACCGCUGCAUGAACAUCUACCUACUCAAAGCCCAGGCGAACAGCUUAGAGAAGGCUAUUAGUGAUUACGAAAACAUAUUGGCCGACGACUAUCAAAGAAAAUGGUGGCUCUACUUUAGAUACGUCAACAACACUCUUGUCCCAGAGUUUAUUCCUUGGGUCCUAGUAAAUUCAAACACGUACUUCAACUGCUACAGACCAUUCUCAACUGGCGAUGAGCAAGUUAGUUGUCCGAGAGCACGUCCGACCUGGCAUGAUAACACUGUCGAACCAUCUAUUAAAUGGGUUCUGAAGGAUGAGGCCGUCUGGAAGCGAGAUGUCAGUGACCAGACUGGAAUGGACCCAAGUUGGUUCGAUUUCAAGGAUAUACCAUCAGAUAAGCCACCACAUGGGCCCUGCGGCGAAGCCUGUACAAUGUACUGGUACGGGUUCCCAGUCUUAGACGAGAGUCGUCUCGCCCCAAGUCCUGCAAGGUUGAUUCGAGAAUCCAUUGACAACCUAAAGGUUUUGGUUCAAGUGUUCCGAGACGUCGCGCGGGAUGGUAACGCAACCGAAAUUAAAGAUGCGCUUGCGGCGUCUGAGGUUCCAGUCUUUAUGACCCAAACAGCCAUUGAGUCCAUGAGAAAAAUCAUCGAGAUGGCAGACGAAAUCAUCGAACAGGAUAAGCAAACUGCAAUUUUAACCUGGGUUUCAGGAUUCCUGUGGCUAUUGCCUACCGCUGGCUCCUAUGCGAAAUUAAUCGGGUUCGCGAUGACUGGAAGGGUUCUUUCGUCACUCGGUAAUAUUGCAAUUGGUGCUUUCUCUUUAUAUAGUGUGAUUGAUGACCCUAGCAGUGCUAUGUUCGUCCUGAUGGGGCUUAUGGCUGGAGCUGAAGCCCGUGCCGUUAGAGGAAACGUCGGAAAGAUGGCUAUCAUUCGACGGGCUAUGACUGGUGCCGAAAACGCCUUCCUCGGCCAGUGGCUUGUUGACAGGACACUUCUCCUCAGAAAUUUGAUGAAGGUACUAUAA